AUGCAUGCAAAUGAGGUAGAUGACAUGCAGGCAAAUGAGAUUGAUGACAUACAUGCAAAUGAGGUUGACAAUAUGCAUGCAAAUGAGGUUGAUGACAUGCAUGCAAAUGAGGUUGACAAUAUGCAUGCAAAUGAGGUAGAUGACAUGCAGGCAAAUGAGAUUGAUGACAUACAUGCAAAUGAGGUUGACAAUAUGCAGGCAAUUGAGAUUGAUGACAUGCAGGCAAAUGAGGUUGUCAAUAUGCAUGCAAAUGAGGUAGAUGACAUGCAGGCAAAUGAGAUUGAUGACAUACAUGCAAAUGAGGUUGACAAUAUGCAUGCAAAUGAGGUUGACAAUAUGCAUGCAAAUGAGGUUGAUGACAUGCAUGCAAAUGAGGUUGAUGACAUGCAUGCAAAUGAGGUUGACAAUAUGCAUACAAAUGAGGUAGAUGACAUGCAGGCAAAUGAGAUUGAUGACAUGCAUGCAAAUGAGGUUGACAACAUGCAUGCAAAUGAGGUUGACAAUAUGCAUGCAAAUGAGGUAGAUGACAUGCAGGCAAAUGAGAUUGAUGACAUGCGGGCAAAUGAGUUUGAUGACAUGCAGGCAAAUGAGGUAGAUGACAUGCAGGCAAAUGAGAUUGAUGACAUGCAUGCAAAUGAGAUUGAUGACAUGCAUGCAAAUGAGAUUGAUGACAUUCAUGAAAAUGAGGUAGAUGACGUGCAUGCAAAUGAGAUUGAUGACAUGCACAAAUGA
Saccoglossus kowalevskii is the source of this 732-nucleotide messenger RNA. Its product is annotated as coiled-coil domain-containing protein 1-like. The record is from RefSeq and is a predicted model, not a curated record. Lineage: Eukaryota; Metazoa; Hemichordata; Enteropneusta; Harrimaniidae.